GUCGAAACGACGCCGACGAGGAUUUUUGGAAGUUGGGUUUUUGACGCUCCUCCAAUUCAUUGCCCACAUCAGAAAUGCCUUUUGGCUGCAUUACACUCGGAGAUAAGAAGGACUACAAUAAUUCGUCCGAUGUCACUGAUAAAUAUGACCUGGGACAAACAGUCAAAACGGAGGAAUUCUGUGAAAUAUUCCGAGCAAAAGAGAAAUCAACUGGGAAAAUGUACACCUGUAAGAAGUUCUUGAAGAAAGAUGGAAGGAAAGUCAGGAAGGCGGCAAAAAAUGAAAUCAUGAUUUUAAACCUGGUGAAGCAUCCGAACAUAUUACAGCUGGUGGACGUCUUUGAAACACGCAAGGAAUAUUUCAUUUUCCUGGAGCUAGCCUCAGGUCGGGAGGUGUUUGAUUGGAUUCUGGAUCAAGGUUACUACUCUGAACGAGACACCAGCAAUGUGGUCAGACAAGUGUUGGAAGCUGUUUCGUACCUACAUUCACUCAAGAUUGUACACAGAAACCUGAAGUUGGAAAAUUUAGUUUACUUCAAUCGUCUAAAAAACUCCAAAAUUGUCAUAAGUGACUUCCACCUCGCCAAGCUGGAGAAUGGCCUGAUCAAAGAGCCCUGUGGAACUCCAGAGUAUUUGGCUCCAGAGGUGGUUGGACGACAGAAAUACGGCCGACCAGUUGACUGUUGGGCCAUUGGUGUGAUCAUGUAUAUACUGUUAUCAGGUAACCCUCCUUUCUACGAUGAAACUGAUGAUGACGAUUAUGAAAACCAUGAUAAGAACUUAUUCCGAAAGAUCUUGGCCGGGGACUAUGAGUUUGACUCUCCGUACUGGGAUGACAUAUCAGAUGCCGCUAAAGAUCUGGUGGGCCGGCUGAUGGAGGUUGACCAGGAUACGAGGAUAACAGCACAAGAGGCUAUAAAUCAUGAAUGGAUUUCAGGAAACGCUGCUUCAGACAAGAAUAUUAAGGAUGGUGUUUGUGCUCAGAUUGAGAAAAACUUUGCCAAAGCGAAAUGGAAGAAAGCGGUGAGAGUCACAACGAUCAUGAAACGUCUUAGGACACCAGAACCGAGUGCGACAGCCAUAGCCACGGCUCCAGUGCCCGCUCCUCCCAGCCAGCCAGAGGACAAAGCCCCCAACGAGGGCACUGAGACACCCAGCCAGUCGGACAAUUCGGCCAAAGUGGGUGUAGAACCCGAGGCCUCACCCAGGUGUAAUGGGGAAGUGACCAGCCCUCAGAAGCCAGCAGCUGAGGCAGGGGAUGAACAGAACGGCUGAAUUCCAAUAUACGCUCACAAAUAUUUAUUGUAAAAAAAAUCAUUAAAAUGUCAGGCACGGCCAGAUUGACCAUAUACAGUCAUGAAAAAUUAAUAGACAUCUUGCUAUUCAGCUCCUCUUAAUUGCCACCUUCAGACAAGUCAAAUUAUCAACGGUAUCAAUAAGUUUAGGAAAUAAUUAAGCAAUAAUUGGCACUUGUGGGUACUGUUUUGCUAAAAUGUAUCUAUGCUCAGAGAAUGGGAGGGGAAAUCAGACCAAAGGUCUAGCCUAUGAAUAGAAAUCUCAAGACAGUACGUACUUGGGCUUAUUAUUUCUUUUGAAUUGCAACGCUUUAAAAACUAUUUCACAUCUCAACUCUUGUAUAAUAAGGAAACAAAUGCUGUGCUUGUUUGUAUCUAACCCCCUCCACCUCACUCACACGUCCUUGCAACCCCCUCCAAUAAAGUACUGUGUGUGGUUGAAUGUAUGUAAUAUAAACUCAUUUAAAACCCUUCAUUGCUAAGCCACAUUCCAUGCUUCCAUCUUAAAUCUCUUUCAGAGUAAAACUAUGUACAGUACAAAAUAUAACCAGAUUGAAACUCUGUUUAAUUGAGAAUCCUGGGAUUAUGACCUUAUGUCCUUACAGUUUCAGAUAUUUCUCAAUCCCGUGCCCUGCAUUACAGAUUUUAAAGAAAAUAUUUUUGCCAGAUGUUAUAUGAUAGAAAAUGUAUGUAUUUUGGAAGUUGAGAAAGGACAUUCAGUGCUUAAUAGCGUUAACUUUAUAGGCUGAUAUAGUUGACCAUUAUUUUAAGAAAUCUCUGUAGUCUAAAAUUCUAGAUGGCUUGCUGGGAAUAUUUAACCUGUCAGUCUGUCAGUAACCAUGGACAGAUUGACAACAUAAAAGCAGAGUAUAAACUGUAGGAGGUAUUCUAUGCUUGCUUAAAAGCUGCAAAAAUUCUUACAAAACAAAUGUUAAAUAGGCAAAAGCUAAAUUUGUAAUGUGUGCGUAUUUUGAAACCUACGUGUGAAAUUCUUCAAAAUAUCAGUGGAACAAAUGUGAGGAGUCCUCUUGUCAUGUGAAGAAGAUGAGGAGGGUGCAGAAGGCAAAGCCGUUGCAUGUGGGUGACCUGUAAUAUGUUUGCGUAGUUGCAUGAUCAUAGGUGCACACUUUUUGUCACAUUAACACAGUGGGGUUAACAAUGAUGUCAUUUAUUGUGCUGUACUAUGUAAAAUAAUUAAAACCAUAUUUUAGAAAAAUGA
This is a messenger RNA of Callorhinchus milii (elephant shark), 2513 nucleotides long. RefSeq names its product CaM kinase-like vesicle-associated a (gene camkva). NCBI's taxonomy places the organism in Eukaryota, Metazoa, Chordata, Chondrichthyes, Chimaeriformes, Callorhinchidae. Bases 75 to 1274 code for a protein of 399 amino acids. The transcript is spliced from 11 exons. Gene Ontology annotation, cellular component: intracellular anatomical structure. Gene Ontology annotation, molecular function: calmodulin binding; calcium/calmodulin-dependent protein kinase activity; ATP binding. Gene Ontology annotation, biological process: peptidyl-serine phosphorylation. The record is from RefSeq and is a predicted model, not a curated record.